Messenger RNA from Paramecium primaurelia, 1969 nucleotides. The record is from the annotation of a GenBank genome assembly. Lineage: Eukaryota; Ciliophora; Oligohymenophorea; Peniculida; Parameciidae.
AUGAUUAAUCCAUAAAUCACAGUUUUUAAUGUGUUCUUUAGGAAAUUAGAUUUUCUAUAGAAUUUCACAUUUUAUAGAAAGCUUAAUCAAGAGAAGAGACAAAGAUUAGUUACUGUUUGGAGAAGAGUGUUUCUGGCAUCUUAUUUUAUUGGAAUAAUGAGAUCCUUUUAGAAUAGAGUAAAAAUAUAUGGAGCAAUAAGAUAAGAUGAUCAUAUGGAUUUAAUAGAGGAUGAAGUUUUUAAAUCAAAUUAAGAAGAAAAGAAAGUAUAUGUAUUUUAUCCAGAUGAAUAAUUUAAAACAGUUUGGAAUAUGCUAUUGAUAUUUUUAUUAUUGGCAACUGCAGUCAUAACUCCAUUUAAAGUUUGUUUUGUAUGAAAUUACAUUACUAUAAUUAGAUUGAUUCUGGAAAUGAAGGUUUUUGGUUUUGGGUAGAUGUUAUAUUUGAUGUUUUGUUCUUUGCAGAUAUUAUAAUAAACUUUAUGAGUGCAUUUUAUGAUGAGGAAUAGAAAAUUGUUGAUAAUUAUAGAAUGAUAGCCAAAUAAUAUAUAUAUGGAUGGUUUACAGUUGAUGUUAUUGCAGUUUUACCAAUUACUUAUUUUCUAGAUGAUAAUACAGAUACAGCAGCACUUAGAUAUAAUAAAUUACUUAGAUUGAUUCGAUUACCUCGUUUAUAUAGAUUAGUUCGUUUAUUAAAAAUUUCAAAAGCUAAUUUGAAUAUUAAAAAUAAAACAUAAGCUGCUAGAAUCCUAUCUUAUUUAGGAAUAAAUGAAGGUAUCAUCAAGGGAUUGAUUCUCUUAGGUAAAAUCUUAUUGAUAAAUCAUUUAAUUGCUUGUUUUUGGUAUUUUAUAGCAAAAUUCAAUGAAUUUGAUUCUAACACUUGGGUUGCUUAAGCACAUCUUGAUGAUGCUACUUUAUAUAAUAAAUAUAUUGCUGCUUUUGAAUGGAGUUUAUAGACUCUCACAACUGUAGGUUAUGGUGAUAUUAAGGCUACUACAAUUGAAGAACGUAUAUUUGCUAUUAUUUGGAUGAUUUUUGGAACUGGAUUCUUUUCAUAUACAUUAGGAAAAUUAUCAUCUAUUUUGGAGAAUGUAGAUAAAAAAUGGGUUGAUUUUGAAAGAAGAAUGCAUUUAUUUAAUGAUUUUUCAGUUAGAGUUAAAUUACCAUAUGCUUUAAAAUGCAAAGUACAUAAAUAUUAUAGAAAUAAUUAUUUAAAAAAUGUGUAUUCAUCUUUAGAUCCUAAGAAAUUAAUAUAAGAAUUACCAUCAUAAAUUCGUAAUGAAUUAUUGAUGAUUUGUUAUAAAUAUUUGAUAGAUAGUGUAUCAUUACUUAAGAUUGAUAAGAAUUUUACAGCUACUAUACUACCUCAUCUCAAUUUCUUAGAAGUCCAUCCUGGAGAGAUUAUAUAUAGACAAGAUGACCCACCUACAGACAUUUAUUUUAUUGAAAAGGGAAAAGUCAAUUUUGUUACUCAUGAUAAAUAUACAUUAAUUACUCUAUUGGAAGCAUCAUUUUUUGGAGAAAUAGAAGCAUUUGAAGAUAUCAAUAGAGAAUAUUUUGCUAUUGCUAAAGAACCAACAAAUUUGUAAUUAUUUUAUAAAAUACAUAUUUAGAUUCUUUUGUUCAUAUGAUAUUUUUAGAAAUCUUUUAAAAGAAUUCCCUACAGUAGCUUCUGAGGUUAAAAUAAUCUAUGAUAAAAGGAAAUCAAAAUAUAAAACUUGUUUAUAUAUGAUUGAAUUAUAGAGAAAACGUAAUUCUGGAUCUGAUCCAAAAGAAGUAUUCAUUUACAUCAAUAUAGGAAUUAUAAAAUAGUACUUAAUAUUAUUUAGGAUUAAUUGCUUAAUAUGAAGAAGAGUAAAAUAGAAUGAAUUCUUCUAAAGGUUUAGUUAAUACAAAGAAGAAAAGUGUAUUAGAUUAAUUUUCUUUUAAAAAGAAAUAAUAAAAAAUGUCUGUGUUUCAAACACUCAAAUGA